Molecule: messenger RNA, 1657 nt
Organism: Pistacia vera
Lineage: Eukaryota; Viridiplantae; Streptophyta; Magnoliopsida; Sapindales; Anacardiaceae
Product: malonyl-CoA:anthocyanidin 5-O-glucoside-6''-O-malonyltransferase-like
Exons: 1
Coding region: 103-1509 (468 amino acids)
Source: RefSeq, a predicted model, not a curated record
AGAUAAGAACAACCAAUUCGAGAAAAGACUGGCAAUAUUCCAAGAGUCUGUAAACUUCAAAGAUACAUUAAGAGAGCAUCUGUAUCAUUAAUUCCGGCUUCCAUGGCGUCAUCCAACGCCGUUAAAAUACAGGAGGUGACCCAAGUAACUCCUCUCUCCCACUCAACCACUGAAUUUUCUCUUCCUCUAACAUUAUACGACACGUUUUGGUUUAAUUUCCCUCCUGUUGAACGCCUUUACUUUUAUCAAAUCACUGACUUAACCCCUCAUUUCUUCAACUCAUUUAUCCUCCCGGACCUUAAGCACUCUCUUUCUCUCACUCUCCUCCAGUAUCUCCCUCUUGCUGGUAAUCUAAUCUGGCCCACAGAUGCCCCGAAGCCAUACAUCUACUACUCCCCAAACGAUGGCGUUCCAGUCACUGUUGCUGAGUCUACCGCCGACUUCAAUUCGCUCACUGGUAACGGAGUUCAUGAGGCUGUGGAGUUCCAUCCUUUGAUCCCUCAGUUGGUGACAUCUGAUGACAAAGCAGCGAUGAUCGCUAUACAAAUAACUUUGUUUCCGAAUCAAGGGUUCUGCAUCGGCAUAACAAGUCACCAUGCCAUACUUGAUGGGAGAAGUUCAACCAUGUUUAUCAAGUCUUGGGCUUAUUUAUGCAAACAACUAGGUAAAGAUCUGGAAGAAGAGCCUUCUUUGUUACCGGAACUAAUCCCAUCUUUUGACCGAACUGUCAUCAAAGAUCCGACUGGUAUCGACAUGGAGUACGUGAACAACUGGUUCGCUUAUACCAACACACGAAGCUUGAAGGUUUUGCCAAACGUAGUGUCGAAUACCGAUUGGGUUCGAGCCACAUUUGAGUUGACCCGUGAGGCUAUUCAUAAAAUAAGGAAUCAGGUAUUGCUUAUAUUGAAUAAGGAUAACGGAAAGGAGGCCGAGAAACAACAACAUCAACUUCAUUUAUCAACUUUUGUGCUAACAUUAGCAUAUGUAUUCGUCUGCUUAGUUAAAGCCAGAGGAGGAGAGGAUAAUAGAGGUAUUAUAGUUGGAUUCACAGCAGAUUACAGGAGCCGUUUAGAUCCUCCAGUUCCAUUAUUGAAUUAUGUUGGCAACUGCGUUAUGCCACAUUUUCGCACUGCAUUAGCAAGAGAUUUCACAGAAGAAAACGGGGUUGCCUUUCUUGCAGAGAAGUUGAGCGAUCUGAUAAAAGAAAUAGAAAGGGGAGAACUUGAGGGAAGACAAGACACACUUUCAAGGAUGUUGACCUUGAUGAAAACUAUGUCUGAAGGAGUACAAUGUCUUGGAGUAUCCGGAUCGACCCAGUUUGACGUUUACGGGUCCGAUUUCAGGUGGGGGAGACCCAGGAAGGUAGAGAUUGUGUCCAUAGAUAGGAGUGGAGCUAUUGCUUUGGCCAAGAGUAGAGAUAAAAGCGGUGGUGUUGAGGUUGGUGUCGCUUUGAAGAAGCAAGAAAUGGAAGUUUUUUCUUCUCUAUUUGUUGAUGGGCUAAAAGAUUGACUGGUAGUCAACAUUUUUUUCAUUUAUUUUAUGAUAAUCAAAUCUAUAAUAUGUUUUGGAUUUUCAUUUUCCCUUUUAUUUAUGAUGGAUCUCCCCCAUUUGUCAUCUCUUUGGUGUACUCAUUAUAUAUUAUUCUAGCAAAUCAGUA